UUAAGGAGAGCUUCGGAAAAUACUGUAAACCCCUCACUGUUCUUCGAACUCGGAUCAGAAUCUAAGAUCGGAGAAAUGGCGGAAUCAGAGGAAGUGGCGAAGCAAUCCAACGGCGACAUUGAGGUUGAGUUUGCCGGCGACGGCCCCCGCCUCGGCGCCGUUCUACGAGACUUGUUUGCCGGCCUCGCCGCCGACGGGAAGUCGCCGCUUUCCCAUCGCAUUCGAGUCUCUCUCUCCUCCAACGCACCUCGCCUCAAAGAUGCGUCAAGGAACUCUGCUCAAGCUCUUGCAAAAUGGACUCGACGGGGCGGAGCUCUGCGAGGUCUACUCGUCAUCUCGGUCGGGACAAUAGCACUUCUGGCUUUGACAGGAUUGCUGGUUUUCACUCUUUUCUUUUUGGUGGCAACAUUCAAUGCUGUCAUUAUCUCCCUUCUCAUGUCUCUGGCGGCAGCUGGUGGAUUUUUAGCUCUUUUCUUCGUCUUCAUCACGGCAAUAUAUGUUGGAGCACUAUCUGUCGCAGCGUUCUUUAUCUCGUCCAUCGUUACAUUAACAGUCAUUGGAGUCAUUGUAGCAACUGGAUGGGUUGGAUUCAUAUGGGCUGCUUGGAUUGCUGCCAAGAAGAGCUUGGAUGUCACCAAGCAUUCCAUCAGAUAUACUGGAUCCGCAAUUUCAACCUAUUCCGCUCGUUUUGGCCCCCAUUAUCCCUCCCCUAAGUCCGCCAAUCAAAAGUAUGAUUAGCCUAAUCUCAUCUCCUCACUCUUCUUUCUAUAUAUAUAUAUAUAUAUGAAUCUAUGCAUCUGCUUAGGUAUUUUGUGGAGCGAAUCAUAUAAAUGGGUUGUAAUAAUAUUCUGCUGUGUGGAAGUUGGGGGACUGGGAACCGAAAGGAUGCUUUUUGAAUGAUGCUUGAAAAACUUAGUUUUGCA
Molecule: messenger RNA, 923 nt
Organism: Phalaenopsis equestris
Lineage: Eukaryota; Viridiplantae; Streptophyta; Magnoliopsida; Asparagales; Orchidaceae
Exons: 3
Coding region: 76-738 (220 amino acids)
Source: RefSeq, a predicted model, not a curated record